AAGCAGGGGCGGACUGACCAUUUGGAAACUCGGGCAUUGACCGAGGGCCCGGGGUCAGUAGGGGGCCCCAUGAGAUGCCCUUGGUACCUUUUUCAUAGGCUUUUUUUAGUUUGGGCAAGGACACAGGGGCCCCAUGAUCCCCUAUUGCCCAGGGGCCCCAUGAGUUGUCAGUCCGCCCCUGGCAGGAAGUAGUAUGCAGGUUUUUUUGGGUGUUGGCGAGGACACAGGGGCCCCAUAAUCCCCUAUUACCUGGGGG
Staurois parvus is the source of this 256-nucleotide messenger RNA. NCBI's taxonomy places the organism in Eukaryota, Metazoa, Chordata, Amphibia, Anura, Ranidae. The record is from the annotation of a GenBank genome assembly.